UUGAUGACAGAUGUGUAGUGCAGCCUGAUGCUGGUGACCUUUCCAAUCCCCCCAAAAAAUUCAGAGACUGCCUUUUCAAGAUCUGUCCUAUGAACCGGUACACUGCUCAGAAGCAGUUCUGGAAGUCUGCUAAACCAACCAUAUCCACUGCCACUGAUGCCGUCUUACUCAAGAAACUACAACAUGCAUCAGAAUUGGAGAAGAAGCAGAACGACUCUGAGAAUAAGAAACUACUGGGCAGUGUGAUCCAAUAUGGCAGUGUCAUUCAGUUACUACAUCUGAAGAGCAACAAGUUUCUGACAGUCAAUAAACGUUUGCCGGCUCUUCUGGAGAAGAAUGCAAUGCGUGUUACUCUCGAUGCCAAUGGUAACGAAGGUUCCUGGCUGUACAUUGUGCCUUUUUACAAACUUAGAUCACAGGGAGACAAUGUUGUGGUUGGUGACAAGGUAGUCUUGAAUCCAGUCAAUGCAGGGCAACCACUGCAUGCAAGCAACUAUGACUUGGUUGAUAAUGCAGGGUGUAAAGAGGUAAACGCAGUGAACUGUAACACAUGCUGGAAGGUUUCUCUCUUUAUGGAACACAAGGAAAACAUUGAAGAAGUUUUGAAAGGGGGAGAUGUUGUAAGGUUGUUCCAUGCAGAGCAGGAAAAGUUUCUAACGUGUGACGAGUACAAAAAGAAGAGCUAUGUCUUUCUCAGAACUACUGGCAGAGCAUCAGCAACGGCCGCUACAAGCUCCAAAGCAUUGUGGGAAGUGGAGGUUGUUCAGCAUGAUCCAUGUAGGGGUGGGGCUGGUCAUUGGAACAGCCUCUUUCGAUUCAAACAUCUUGCCACAGGACAGUAUCUAGCUGCUGAGGCCGACAAUGACCCCACCAAAGACCCAACCAGAGAGAAGCUCAGGGGGCCACACGGAGGUACGACCUACCACCUUGUACCAAUGCACCAUGGCAACGACAUUGCCUCCAUAUUUGAACUGGACCCUACCACUCUACAAAGGGGGGACUCCCUUGUACCAAGGAAUUCAUAUGUUCGUCUUCGUCAUCUGUGCACAAACACAUGGGUUCAUAGUACCAGUAUACCAUUGGAUAAAGGAGAAGAUAAACCUGUCAUGUUAAAGGUUGGCACAGCCCAGACGAGGGAAGACAAGGAAGCCUUUGCCAUUAUUCCUGUCCCACCCGCUGAAGUAAGAGAUCUGGACUUUGCCAAUGAUGCCAAUAAGGUCCUAUCCACGAUAUCAUCCAAGCUCGAGAAGGGCGCCAUCACUCAAAAUGAAAGGAGAACGGUGACCCAACUUCUGACGGACCUGGUGUACUUUGUGGCCUUGCAGGAGAACCAAGGAGGAGAAGCUCUUGCAGUCGUCAUCACUAACCCUGAUAGAGAUAAACAGAAGCUAAUGAGAGAACAAGAUAUCUUGAAACAGAUAUUCAAAAUCUUGCGGGCACCUUUCAAGGGUGAGCACGCCAUGUUGAAGUUGGAGGAGCUGGCCGAUCCGAGACACGCUCCGUACCGUCAUAUAUGUAGGCUGUGCUACAGAAUCUUGAGACUCUCACAGCAGGCAUACAGGAAGAACCAGGAAUAUAUUGCCAAGCAAUUUGGCUUCAUGCAGGAGCAGAUUGGUUACGAUGUGCUCGCUGAGGAUACCAUUACCGCCCUACUCCAUAACAACAGGAAGCUCCUUGAGAAACACAUCACCGCGGCAGAGAUUGAGACAUUUGUCAACCUCGUCAGAAAGAACAAGGAGAGAAGAUUCUUGGAGUAUCUAUCGGACCUGUGUGUGUCUAACAACCAGGCUAUCCCUAUCACCCAAGAGCUCAUCUGUAAAUCAGUUCUCAAUGAUAGAAAUAUGGACAUUCUCAUCGAGACCAAAUUGGUAAAGACAGAGCUCGAGUUGGAGAUAGAAGUGGAAGGGGAAGACGGCAUACCUGGUGAACCGGUCAUCACCAUCGAGGAAGAGGAGGAGGUCGUUCUUUUCUGGGAGAAGGGUCAAAGGUCAAAGGGUGUAAGAGAGCUUGCCAUGGGUGCUGCGGACAAUGUCCGAGAAGAUUUGGAUGUUCUUGGUUAUUACAGGUAUCAGCUUGAUCUGUUCUCCCAGAUGUGCCUUGAUCGUCAGUACCUUGCCAUCAACCAGAUCUCCAUCCAGCUUGACAUUGAUCUUAUCCUCCGCUGCAUGGCCGAUCAGAGCCUUCCGUACGACCUACGUGCGUCCUUCACCAGGCUCAUGCUUCACAUGCACGUCGAUCGUGAUCCCCAGGAGCAGGUCACCCCUGUCAAGUACGCCAGGCUUUGGUCUGAGAUACCCACUCAAAUUACCAUCGAUGACUAUGAUACUCAUAAUAACGUAGGAAACACUCAAGCCAAAGAGGAUGUCCGACCCAAGUUCUCGGACACUAUCAAGUUUGUAGAGGAAUACUUGUGCAACGUGGUCUCAGCUACUUGGUCUUUCGCGGACAGUGAACAGAACAAACUCACCUUUGAGGUGGUGAACCUGGCCAAGAACUUGAUCUACUUUGGUUUCUACAGCUUCAGCGAACUUCUCCGUCUAACGAAGACCCUCCUGUCUAUCUUGGACUGCACUCCGGCCUCAAGUCUAGCCCUCGGUGGAAAAUUAGACCCAACCCGUGAGAUUGAGCCGCCAAAACAAGGAAGAGGUGGGGUGUUCCGAUCCAUCCAUGGGGUCGGGGCGGUGAUGACCAACAUGGUGCUAGGAACUGGUCUACCUAAUGCCGGUAGAACACCCAACACAGCCAACAAGACCAACAGACUAGAUCCAGGCAACAAAGAGGAUGAGAGGGUCAUGGAAACUAAACUCAAGAUCAUACAGAUACUCCAGUUCAUUCUGAACGUCAGAUUGGACUACCGCAUCUCCUGCCUCCUGUCCAUCUUCAAACGCGAUUUCGACGAGACCAAAGACGGUCAGGACCAGGCCAACCAGCAGCAGCAGCAGUCAGUCCCAAACCAGAACGGUUCCACCGGCUCAGGAACAACCUCCCAUGUAUCCAACAACACGGGGACAUCCGUAGGUGGCACAGACCAAUCCGGAAUCAACCUGGAAGCCAUCGGAGACCAGGCGGAAGGUAUCUUCGAGGGCCAGAUGGAUGGGGUUGACCUGGACCUCGAUGGGCAAGGGGGCAGGACGUUCCUGAGGGUCCUGCUUCAUCUGACUAUGCACGACUACCCACCUCUGGUGUCCGGUGCAUUGCAACUGCUCUUCAGGCAUUUCAGCCAGAGGCAAGAGGUGCUUCAAGCCUUUAAGCAGGUACAACUGCUGGUGACCAAGAAAGACCGAGAGAACUACAAACAGAUCAAGGCCGACCUGGAUGAACUCCGGCUGCUUGUAGAGAAGUCAGAGCUCUGGGUCUACAAGAGCAAGCUAGACAGGAGUCGAAAGAAGAAAGAUGACGAUGAUGACGAUGACAAGAGAAAAAAGUCGAAAUCAAAAUCGAAACUGAUGACACAGGCAAGCAGUGCUGGAGAAGGGUCAUCUAUCGACCUUGAUCUUGGACCUUUGGUUGACCCAACAAGUGCUCGUAACUACAAGACAAUCCAACAGAUACUAUGUCGCCUGAGUGCCUUGUGUAUAAAUGAGAGUGGUGGAGUACGGAAGAACAACAAGCAUGAACAGAGAUUGCUGAGGAACAUGGGUGCCCAUGCAGUGGUUCUGGAACUCUUACAGAUUCCAUACGAUAAGGCAGCUGAUACAAGGAUGUUAGAGCUGCUGCGAUUGGCCCACGCGUUCCUGCAGAACUUUUGCUGGGGGAAUCCAUCCAAUCAGCUCCUGCUUCACAAACACAUUCAUCUCUUCCUCAAUCCAGGGCUGCUGGAAGCAGAGACCAUGAGGCAUAUCUACAUGGAUAACGUCCAGCUGUGCAGUGAGGUAUCAGAGAAGGUCGUCCAGAGCUUUGUCCAUCACAUAGCCACUCAAGGCCGUCACGUCCAGUACCUCAAAUUCCUGCAAACCAUCGUCAAGGCCGACGGACAGUACAUCCGGAAAACGCAGGAUAUGGUUAUGUCAGAAUUGGUGAGUGCCGGUGAAGACGUCCUUCUGUUCUACAACGACAAGGCCUCCUUCAGUUCCUUCAUCAACAUGAUGAGGAUGGAGAGGGAACGCAUCGAUGAUUCCAGCCCCUCCCAGUACCACAUCCAUCUGGUACAGCUCCUGGCAUGCUGUACAGAAGGCAAGAAUGUCUACACCGAGAUCAAGUGCCAUUCGCUCCUUCCGCUCGAUGACAUCGUGAGGGUGGUGACGGAUAUUGACUGUGUGCCAGAGGUCAAGAAUGCUUACAUCAAUUUCUUGAAUCAUUGUUACGUGGACACUGAGGUCGAGAUGAAAGAAAUCUAUACAAGCAACCACAUGUGGGAUCUCUUUGAAAACUUCUUAGUCGAUAUGGCACUGGUAUGUACUGCAACAACAGACAGAAAACACACAGAUAUCAUGCUUGAGAAGUAUGUUACAGAGACUGUAAUGAACAUCAUUACAACAUUCUUCAGCUCACCCUUUGCUGAUCAGAGCACAGCUGUACAGUCCCACCAACCCAUGUUCGUGCGGCUUCUACAAGGUGCUUUCCGUGUCUCAUUGUGUCAGUGGUUGUCAGGGCAACAGAAGUUCCAUGUUGAAAACUGUAUCAAGACUCUCACUGAUAUUGCUAAGAACCGAGGCAUUGCGAUUCCCGUAGACCUUGACAGCCAGGUGAACACCAUGUUCUCUCGAUCUCAAACCCUGAUGAAACACACCCGUCAUUGGUUGAGCCAAGGAAGACUCAGAAGAGACUCUAUGAUGGCCAUCUCCAGAGACUACAGAACAAUCAUCGAAGGCUUACAGGAUAUUGUAUCAAUUCUAGAGGAUCAGCUGAGACCUCUAGUCCAGGCCGAGUUAUCUGUGCUCGUAGAUGUGCUACAUAGGCCGGAGCUCCUCUUCCCAAUUGGUACUGAAGCUAGACAGAAAUGCGAGAGCGGAGGCUUUAUCAGCAAGUUGAUAAAGCACACUGAGAAGUUGUUGGAGGAAAACGAAGAGAAGCUUUGUAUCAAGGUACUACAAACGUUGAAAGAGAUGAUGACCGUUGACAUCAACUAUGGAGAAAAGAUGGCUUCCUCCCAUUAUAGGCACUUGAUAUCACCCAACUUGAGAGCACAUUUCCUAAUGAAGGGGGAGAACCUGCGGCAGUCACUGCUCUACCGCUACUACGGCAAGUCGCAUCCCCACUACACCCGGGAUGCCGAGUCCACCCACCACCACCACCAUAGGAUGUCCACCGUGGUCAGCCCAGGUAACCCCGGUAACAUGAUGCUGAGUAGGGCCGAGUUGACACUGGCCCAGGUCCAGAACCAGCUGGACCAACAGGGCGCAUCCGUCCUGGUGAUAGACCUGGUGACAAAGAACAGUAGUAACAGGGUGUUCCAGGAGAGUGUGGAACUAGGAAUAGCUCUGCUGGAGGGCGGCAAUCCAAACAUCCAGAAAUCCAUCAUCAAGCAUCUCUCGUCGACGGACAAGAAAUCCGAGCGUUUCUUCAAGGUGUUCUACGACAGGAUGCGGGAUGCCCAGGCAGAGAUCAAAGCAACGGUAACGGUGAAUACAGGGGAAGGCAUCGCUGGCAAAGCAGCUGAUGAGAAGGAGACAGGUGGAGGAGGAGGGGGCGGAGGAGGGGGUAAAGAGACUUCUCUUGGAGGCCAUGCAAGAAGGAUACGAAUGCACAAUGGUUCCAUCAGCGAUGACCUGAAGGAGCAGCUGGUGGAUGCUGCGCUGCACACCAGCAAGGCUUUCUCUGCCCUGAGGAAGGGACGGGACGAUGACCUCGGAGAGAGGGGCGGCAUCGGGAUGGCCAACAUGGAUGCCUUGGGUCAGAUCGAGAAGAACAAGGAUGACGAGAAGGGGCUGAUGAGUCCGGAGGUCACCAUCAUGGAACCGAUCCUCAGGUUCUUGCAGCUCAUGUGUGAAAACCACAAUAGAGAUCUGCAGAACUUCUUGAGACACCAGAACAGCAAGACCAACUACAACCUUGUGAGCGAGACUCUGCAGUUCCUGGACUGUAUCUGUGGAAGCACCACCGGAGGAUUAGGACUGCUAGGAUUGUACAUCAAUGAGAAGAAUGUCACCCUCAUCAAUCAGACUUUGGAAAGUCUUACUGAAUACUGCCAAGGACCUUGCCAUGAUAACCAGAACUGUAUUGCUAACCAUGAAUCGAACGGGCUUGACAUCAUCACUGCUCUCAUCCUAAAUGACAUCAAUCCACUCGGCAAGAACCGUAUGGAUCUUGUUCUCAAACUCAAGAAUAAUGCAUCUAAACUUCUACUGGCCAUCAUGGAGAGUAGACAUGACAGUGAGAAUGCAGAGAGGAUCCUUCUCAAUCUAAGCCCCAAACAGCUGGUUGAAGUGAUCAAACAAGCCUACCAACAAGAAGAUUUGGAGGUGGACGAGGACGAAGAGAUGGGUGGCGAUGAUGAGGAGGAGGCUAUAUCACCACGGGAAGUUGGUCAUAACAUCUACAUCCUGGCUCACCAGCUUUCCCAACACAACAAGGAAUUACAAGCCAUGUUGAAGCCAGCUAAUCCUGCAGACUUCAGUGAGAAGGCAUUAGAAUACUAUGCAGGCCAUACAGCUCAAAUUGAGAUUGUACGUCAGAACCGCACUAUGGAGCGGAUUGUGUUCCCGGUGCCUCCGGUGUGUGAGUACUUAACAAACGAGACCAAGACCAAGGUCUUUGUGACUGCGGAGAGGGACGAACAGGGUAGCAAGGUGGCAGACUUCUUUGAUCGAACGGAUGACAUGUUCAUGGAGAUGCAGUGGCAAAAGAAACUCAGAGCUAAACCAUUCUUAUCCUUGGCAAGUAACAACAUGACGAGAUGGAGCUACAUGUGUUUCACUCUGCAUAUUGUAAUGAACAUCAUUGUAGCUUUCUUCUAUCCAUUCAAAGACGGUACAUUAGAUUUUGACCCCCGUCUGUCUAGACUGGUGUGGACGGUGAUGUUCCUGUCUCUAGCUACCAUUCUAGCCCUACCUAAGCCAUCGGGGAUCAGGACGUUUGUUAUAGCAUCGGUGCUACAGAUGAUCCUUCUUGUAGGGGUCAUACCUACUCUCAGGUUCCUGGGCAUUCUUAAUAUCACAACCAAAAUAGUAUUUAUAAUGAGUUUCUUUGGCAACCGAGGCCUGAUGAACAAGCGGUUUCGCAGUGUAAUCACAAAUCCUGAGGUGCUCUAUCACUUUCUCUAUGUUGGUAUGUGUGCGUUGGGUAUAGCAGUCAACCCUCUCUUCUACAGCGUGUUGAUGUUAGAUGUAGUAUAUCAAGAAGAGACGCUUCAUAACGUCAUCAACUCUGUGACACGUAAUUGGAGGUCAAUUGCCUAUACCACGCUACUGGCCCUCAUCUUAGUCUAUCUCUUCUCGAUCGUGGGGUAUCUCAACUUCCGGGACGACUUUGUGAUUGGCGUUACCCCACCGCAGCACAACGCCACCUCCCGUGUUAUCUCACCGUCUGUCCCCACAUCCCCACCCUCCAUGCAAGACCCCGGCCCCGUCUGUAUUGCAGGAGGUGGGAUUAACUGCAGCGGCCAGAGUGAGAAACCUAACAUCUACAUUAAGCCAGAAGAAGAAGCUGAGAGUUCAGAGACGGCCAUUGCUGUAGAGGAUGAAGGAGAAGACGAGAGAUUCUGCGAUACUCUGAUCAUGUGCAUUAUAACAACCCUCAACCAUGGGCUCCGGAGUGGAGGGGGAAUCGGAGACGUUCUCAGAAGCCCUUCAAAUGGGGAGCGAUGGUUUGGUCUGAGGGUGAUGUACGAUCUCCUCUUCUUCUUCCUCGUCAUCAUCAUCGUCCUCAAUCUCAUCUUUGGUGUCAUCAUCGACACGUUUGCCGAUCUUAGGAGUGAAAAACAGCAGAAGGAUGAAAUCCUGCGGAACACCUGCUUCAUAUGUGGACUGAACAGAUCGUCCUUUGAUAACAAAUCAGUGACAUUUGAAGAGCAUAUAAAGGAGGAGCAUAAUAUGUGGCACUACGUGUACUUUAUUGUGUUAGUCAAAGUCAAAAACUCAACAGAAUUUACAGGACCAGAGAGUUAUGUCUCGGACAUGAUUAAGGAGAAAAACUUGGAGUGGUUCCCAAGGAUGAGAGCGAUGUCCUUAGCAGCUGAUGAAGGGGAGAGUGAACAAAACGAACUGAGGAAUCUACAUAGUAUGUUAGAGAGUACAACCAAACUGGUACAGACGCUCAGUUCUCAACUUGCUGAACUCAAAGACCAGAUGACUGAGCAGAGGAAACAGAAGCAGAGAAUCGGACUUCUCAGUACACCAGCAUUACCAUCCAUGGGACCUCCAUGAACUUUGACCUCCGACCUUUGACCCCACCUUAGAGUAUCUUCGAACCCACCCAGUAACCUUUCACCUCUAUUUGUUAUAAAUUCUCUCUUUUUUUGGUCACAUAUAAUUUGAUUAAAAAUCUUGCUACAUUGUAACAUGUUUGAAGUUGACAAACCAUUGUGCAAGUGAUUUUGUAUGGCUUGUACACGUAGUUACAGGUUAUACAUUGAUCACAGCUUUAAAUCUGUAUUUCAUGUUGCUUUCGCUAAUUUGAAUGUAGUAAACAUGCCAUUAUACAUUAUACAAAUAGCGAAUAGGCAUGAGUGCGAUGGUGCGAGAUUUCGCAUGAGGUGAAAGAAAGAUGCUCUAUUCAACGAGGCGUUAGCCGAGUUGAAUAGAGUGUUUCUUUCUUUCACCGAAUGCGAAAUCUCGCACCAUUGCACGAAUACGAAUAUUCGCUAUUUGUGUUGUACAACGCCUCGGAGUUUAGCGAAUUUAUGAAAAAACAAAGAGUUUUUCCUGCAGUAAUCUAUGAAAAGGGAGCAAAAAUAUGAAAAGCGAAAAGCAAAAUCCCACAAGCGAACACCUCGGGCAUCAUUGCGCAUUUAGCCAGCAGGCUAUACGCGUAUUGCACCUGCAUUUUUACUGAGCGCAAUGAAUUGAAUCGUAUUGUGACGUCACCUCCUGAAGCCGUGCAACGGUACAUUUUGGAUGGUACGUCUUUUGUGCAACGGUACGAAUGUUUGACAUUCAGCCUCCCAUUUGCUCGCGUACAACAAGCUAAGUAGGCGUUGUACAAUAGUUCAUUAUCCAUGUUGGAUAUGUUUCUGUUUGUGAUACACUUAAUAGUAUUCCCAUUUAUCUCACUAGCCUCUGUUGAUAUUAUCAUCUCUGAAUUUGCCAUGUGUUUAGUAUAUUAGAUACCAAAACUUUAAAAUAUCUCAGGAUCUUGUUACAAAUAAAUGGUAGCCAAUCUAUAAAUCUUAAUGAGUUCAAUUUGUUUGAUAUUUUGUGUCAUUGAGAAAUAGAUUGCCCUGCCAUGUGGUGCUUGAAUAUUUAUUUAGCUGCAUUUUCUAUUUGCAUACAGACAGCCAUUUUAGUUCGGAUUGUUCCCCUUAUUUUUGUGACAAAGUAUUUACAUAGAUAGAAUAAAUCUCAUUAUAUUCGCUUUAUAUGUUUGCAGAAUGAAUUUGUUUUGCCAAUGUUAGAUCUAUUCUUUUAUGCAGUACACUUUAACUUUUACAGAUUUAAUGCGUUCUGCAACAUAAUGUAUAUUUCCAUUAAAAUAUGCUUAUAGAUUUGUUUAUUUUAUAUUGUUUGAAAAAAAAGUGGUUUUCAUGAUGAACUUUUUUGCUUAAUUCAGAUGAACUUUAUGGUAUAACUCAGAUUAAGGGUACAGAUUAUAAUAUUAAGAGCAAAUAUGAUUUAAAUGUCAUAAUGUUAUGAUCUGUGAUUCUGUAUAGAAAGCAUGUUUAUAAAUAAUUUCCCUUUCCUUUUUCCUCAUUAAUUUCACUUUUUGUGUCUGUUGUCAGGGAGUAGGUUUUGUACACUUUUUUUUUUGCUUUUCAUGAAAUGCUUUUGAAAUUAUAGUAUAGAUCAAUUUAUGUUUGUAAUUUUAAACUAUGAGAAUUUUCACUCACACUAUUGUUUAAUCACAUCUAUGCACUUCAUGAUUAACUGGAAAGAAAAAUCAUAUGUACAUGUAGUACAAGGUUAUAUUCAGAAUAGACUGAAUAAAUUUGUACUUGUGUAUGUAUAUUUAUCGCAGAAACCAUUAUAAAUCAUGAUCUCAAGGAGAAUAUAUCAAUGUGACUGAAUAUAAUGCAACUCUUUGAAAUAAGCCCUUAUGAAUAUUUUCCU
Lytechinus pictus (painted urchin) is the source of this 10142-nucleotide messenger RNA. RefSeq names its product inositol 1,4,5-trisphosphate receptor-like. Gene Ontology annotation, molecular function: inositol 1,4,5-trisphosphate-gated calcium channel activity; inositol 1,4,5 trisphosphate binding. The coding region runs from base 90 to 8303 and encodes 2737 amino acids. Gene Ontology annotation, cellular component: endoplasmic reticulum; membrane. The transcript has 54 exons. Lineage: Eukaryota; Metazoa; Echinodermata; Echinoidea; Temnopleuroida; Toxopneustidae. The record is from RefSeq and is a predicted model, not a curated record. Gene Ontology annotation, biological process: calcium ion transmembrane transport.